AUGGAGCGAGGGGAGGCUGGUUCGCCGCCGGUGGCCAGGGAGAAAGCCGGGGAGGGGGAGGAUGACUUCGGUUACCGACUCUUCCCGGACCGAAAUAAGAAGCCGCAGAGCUUCUUGGUCCGCAGCUUAUUCACUUUUCACAACAAAUGUCAGCUGAUGCUGAGGAUGACCCUAGACACGAAUCCAUAUGCUCAGCUUCUUCUUGAGGCUAUGAAGCAAUCUGGCUGCACUGUCUUCAAUGAUCGGCACUUUUCUUGUGAAAACUGUGAUGGCUGUGUCAGUGGAGGUUUUGAUGCUGCCACAUCUCAGAUUGUUCUGUGUCAGAACAACAUUCGCCAGCAAUCCCAUAUGAACCGGGUGGUGACACAUGAAUUGAUUCAUGCUUUUGAUCACUGCCGUGCACACGUGGACUGGUUUAAAAAUGUCAAACACUUAGCAUGUUCAGAGAUUCGAGCUGCUAAUCUCAGUGGAGACUGUACCCUGAUGAAUGAAAUAGCCAGGUUUAAGUUUGGAUUAAAAGGACAUCAUCAGACAUGUGUACGAGACAGAGCAAUUCGUUCCAUUUUGGCUGUUAGAAAAGUUAGCAAAGAAACAGCAGAAAAAGCUGUGGAUGAAGUUUUUGAUGCCUGCUUCAAUGAUCUGGAACCUUUUGGAAGAAUUCCACACAGCAAAACAGAUGCAAAACGUGCUUACAGAGACUUUCAGAACAGAGAUCGCUAUAAUGCUAAUUUGUAAAGGAAAAAAAUGGAAAAUG
Messenger RNA from Indicator indicator, 754 nucleotides. RefSeq names its product ATP23 metallopeptidase and ATP synthase assembly factor homolog (gene ATP23). Gene Ontology annotation, biological process: mitochondrial proton-transporting ATP synthase complex assembly; mitochondrial protein processing. The coding region runs from base 1 to 735 and encodes 244 amino acids. Lineage: Eukaryota; Metazoa; Chordata; Aves; Piciformes; Indicatoridae. Gene Ontology annotation, cellular component: extrinsic component of mitochondrial inner membrane. The transcript is spliced from 6 exons. Gene Ontology annotation, molecular function: metalloendopeptidase activity. The record is from RefSeq and is a predicted model, not a curated record.